AUGAAUCCUCUGCUGCGGACGAUCGUCUGCCCCUCCGCCAGGGUGGUACGCGCGAAUAGCACCAUCCCCUCGAAAACGACGAAAACCGGGCCUCUAGCGGGUAUAAAAAUCCUCGAUCUCACGCGCGUCCUAGCUGGCCCCUUCUGCACACAAAUCCUAGCCGACUACGGCGCGGACGUAAUCAAAGUCGAGAAUCCGAAAGGUGGCGACGACACCCGCCUCUGGCGCGAAUCCGGCGAAGACGCAAUCUGGAAGCCCGACGAGGCCGGCACAAAGACAUCGCUGUACUUCAACACGAUAAACCGGAACAAGCGCUCGAUCGCGCUCGAUCUGAAGAGUGAGGCUGGGAAGAAGGUCGUGCUGCAGUUGGCGAGGGGGGCUGAUGUUGUGGUUGAGAAUUUUAUCCCGGGAAAACUGGAUAAACUCGGUUUGGGAUAUGAGACGCUCAAGGCUGUGAAUCCCCAGCUUAUUUUGGCGAGUAUCUCUGGCUACGGCGCCUCUGGCCCCUACGCGCACCGCGCAGGCUACGACGUAAUCGGCGCAGCCGAAGGCGGCCUGCUACACAUUACCGGCGAGCCCGACGGGCGCCCAACGAAGCCCGGCGUAGGCCUGAUGGACAUGUGUACGGGGCUCUACUUACACGGGGCAAUCGUUUCCGCCCUCCUCGCGAGGGAACGUACAGGGGAGGGCCAAAAACUCGACACGUCGCUGUUCGAAACCACGAUCUCGAUUCUGAGCAAUGUCGGCAUGUCCUGGUUGAAUCUGGGUCGGGAGGCGAAGCGGUGGGGCACGGGGCAUCCGACGAUUGUCCCCUAUGAGGCGUUUCGGACGGCGGAUUCGUGGUUUGUCAUGGGGGCGGUUAAUGAUCGGCAGUUUGGGGUUCUUUGUGGACUUUUGGGGGUGGAGGAGUUGGUUAGCGAUGAGAGGUUUAGGGGGAAUGAUGAGCGCGUGCGGAAUCGGGGGGUGUUGAGGGAGAUUCUAGAGGGGGUGAUGGUUACGAGAACGACGGGGGACUGGGAAACGGUCUUUGAGGGGAGUGGGAUGCCGUAUGGGCCCAUUAAUAACCUCGAGCAGGUGUUUGGGCAUCCGCAGGCGUUGGCUAGGGGGAUGGUUGAGACCGUUGCUUCGGGGGCUGCCGUGAGUGGGGAGGUUAAGGUCCUUGGGAUCCCGGUCAAGUUCAGCGGAACGAAACCCUCAAUUCGUGAGGGUCCGCCAGCUCUGGGGCAACAUACCGAGGAGGUACUCAAGGAGCUGGGCCUAUCAGCCGAAGACGUCUCUAAGCUCCGAAAGGACAAAGUGAUUUAG
Aspergillus calidoustus is the source of this 1305-nucleotide messenger RNA. The record is from the annotation of a GenBank genome assembly. NCBI's taxonomy places the organism in Eukaryota, Fungi, Ascomycota, Eurotiomycetes, Eurotiales, Aspergillaceae.